AUGGGCCCCUGUACCGCCUCCUCAUGCUGCUGCCAGGCCCGUAAUCUGCCAUGGGCCCCUGUACCGCCUCCUCAUGCUGCUGCCAGGCCCCUAAUCUGCCAUGGGCCCCUGUACCGCCUCCUCAUGCUGCUGCCAGGUCCAGAGUGUGUCAUGGGUCCCUGUACGGCCUCCCAUUGCUGCUGUCUCCAUCGCCACACUCUGCCAUGUGCCACUUUCAGGUCUCCUCACACUGCUGCUGGGUUCCAUUUUGUCAUAGGGUGCUGUAUGGCCUCCCAUUGCUGCUGCCUCCACCGCCACACUGUGGCUCCACACUCUGGUUUUGGCCCCGUGACUGCCCAAAUGAGUGAAGUGUGCGGUGAUUCUAAGAUCGACUGCACUCAUCUGCAUGUCAUACUGACUGACAGUAUUAUUUCUCUUCCCCAGCAGACUCCAAGGGCAUUUAAAUUAAAGGUACAGUGUUCUGCACUAAUAUAA
Messenger RNA from Staurois parvus, 474 nucleotides. The record is from the annotation of a GenBank genome assembly. NCBI's taxonomy places the organism in Eukaryota, Metazoa, Chordata, Amphibia, Anura, Ranidae.